ACUGUCGGAGCUGCCAACACAAUUUGCAGAAAUUCGUAAAUCAUACUUACAGCUUGAUUAGGCGUUCAUUUAUCCUGACGUUGAUAAUAAACUGUUCCCACGACCUCCGUAGUAGCUAGCAAAAUGGUUGUUCCUCAGACGGCCAAUGAAGAUCAAGCUACUGCCUUCAGUACAAUACUUGCGGCGCUUAAAGAAAUUCAGCAGGAUCACCGUCAGCUUGCAGCAGUAGUCGAUGAGAUUAACGGUAGAGUUAAUACCCUCGCCGGCAUAAAGCAAGUAAAAGAUGGCGCCAUCGAAACUGAAGAGGCUAGCAAUAGCUCUUCGCAACCUUCAGGAGUAUCAUGGAUUGACGACUCUGGUCUUGAAGGAAGGAUAAAUCAGGAGUCCAAGUCCACAGCUAGUUCUACUAUUCCGCCAGUUCCUCUGGCAGAUGUACAAGGCUCGACGUCACCACUUUCUAGGAGAUCAUCAACCACAUCCAGAAUUAUCUUGACGACCUAUCCGGGUCAGUCUGGUAUCGACCCAAUCGUCAUGAGCUGGGGAAACAAGGACCCAAUGCUUCGAGGGCCCGUUGUCGUCUCACGUAGCCAAAACACCUUGAGGAGGCGAAAUGCUAUCGGAGCACAUGGAGGCUCUUAUUCAAUCUAUCAUGCUCUUGCAGUGGCAAGUAAGAAUUUGGAUGUCGAUCACAGGCCUGACUUUACCAACACUGAGCCCGCGGCAAACAUCGGUCCGUUUCCACAGUGGUCAGAUCCAAAGAAAAUUGUAUCCAUGGAUCCACUCGGGCACCUUGCACCUUGGUUAUUCAAGGACAUCAUCCGAAGCGAAAAUGUCGAUAUUCGACCCACUAUUGCAAUUACACGAGCGCACAUGAAGCUUCCUGAGCUUGAGCAGAGUGUUAAAUCCGGCCGUCUCGUACCUGACGGGAAGAUAUGUUUGAAUGAGAGCGGGGAAUUGGCAGUGACAAAGUUUGCUGUUGAGCCAGUAUGGUUUCUUCCUGGGGUUGCGGAUAGGUUCGGAAUUGAUGAAGGCUCCCUACGGAGAUCACUAUUCGAAAACACCGGCGGUUCUUUUCCGGAGCUAAUCACAAGGGGCGACAUCAAGCUCUUCCUGCCUCCUAUUGGUGGUUUGACCGUUUACUGUUUCGGUGAUCCUGCAAAAAUGUCCGACCCCAACGUCAAGCUAGCCCUCCGUGUCCAUGAUGAAUGCAAUGGUAGUGAUGUCUUCGGAUCUGACAUUUGUACAUGUCGCCCGUAUCUCAUAUUCGGUGUUGAAGAAGCUGUGAAAGAGGCACAGAAGGGAGGGAGUGGUGUGGUCAUUUACUUUCGCAAGGAAGGUCGAGCCUUGGGAGAGGUGACCAAAUAUCUCGUUUACAAUGCACGGAAAAGAGGAACCGAUAGAGCUAGCGAGUAUUUUAAGCGGACGGAAAAUAUCGCAGGUGUAAAAGACAUGCGUUUCCAAGCCCUUAUGCCAGAUAUACUUCACUGGCUUGGAAUCACUAAGAUUGACCGCAUGCUCAGCAUGUCAAACAUGAAGCAUGAUGCUAUUGUUGAACAAGGCAUACCAAUUUUGGAAAGAGUACCUAUACCGGAUGAGCUUAUUCCCGAAGACAGCAGAGUUGAAAUCGACGCAAAAAUCCAUGCGGGCUAUUUUACGACUGGCAAAGUGUUGAGUAUGACGGAACUUUCUCACGUUCAGGGGCGUGCAUGGGAUGACAUCGAUAACUACCUCUACAGCGGCUGCUUGUUCCUUACAUCCCAAAAGGGCAUCAAGCAAUUCUAUGAAGCAUUUACAGAUGCAUCAUAA
Messenger RNA from Xylona heveae TC161, 1806 nucleotides. RefSeq names its product GTP cyclohydrolase II. The record is from RefSeq and is a predicted model, not a curated record. Gene Ontology annotation, biological process: riboflavin biosynthetic process. The transcript has 10 exons. Gene Ontology annotation, molecular function: GTP cyclohydrolase II activity. The coding region runs from base 124 to 1806 and encodes 560 amino acids. NCBI's taxonomy places the organism in Eukaryota, Fungi, Ascomycota, Xylonomycetes, Xylonales, Xylonaceae.